UUGAUUUCGUGUAGCAAAAAGUCCGGACGCGACAAGGAGGAAAGGGCUCGAAAACGGAGGAGCAAAGCUCUAGGGUCUGUGAUUCGUCACUUGGUUCGCAGAGGUGAGGUGAAGAGGAUCAGCGAGCUGAUCUAUGAGGAGACUCAGGGAGUUCUCGAGAUCUUCUUGGAGAAUUCCAUCCGCAAAUCUGUGACCUACAUGGAGCACACAUGGCGCAAGACAGUGACGGCGAUGUAUUUUGUAUAUUGUUACGCAGCAUCUGUGCAUGGUCAUGCACGUGCAUGUCCCAUAUGUUGA
Linum tenue is the source of this 297-nucleotide messenger RNA. Lineage: Eukaryota; Viridiplantae; Streptophyta; Magnoliopsida; Malpighiales; Linaceae. The record is from the annotation of a GenBank genome assembly.